This is a messenger RNA of Thecamonas trahens ATCC 50062, 2721 nucleotides long. RefSeq lists its product as uncharacterized. Bases 1 to 2415 code for a protein of 804 amino acids. NCBI's taxonomy places the organism in Eukaryota, Apusomonadida, Apusomonadidae. The transcript is spliced from 2 exons. The record is from RefSeq and is a predicted model, not a curated record.
AUGGGCAACAAGACCCUGUUCCAGCUGCUCAUCUUCCUCCGCCAUCCAUAUGCAAUAUCCACCGAGACCGUGGCCUCGGUAGCCUUGCCUCCGCUCACAUACUCGGCCAACGGCUACCGGGCGGUGACAAGGCUGGGUGGGCGGAGCGUGUCGUGGUGGGCCGUCGACGCCGUCCUCACCGCCCACGCGCCGGUAAUCGUCUACGCAGCGUAUCUGUACUCGGACGACUUUGUGGUCCUGGACGAGCUCCAUCUUCCUCUGCUCCAUGCUGAUGCACCGGCCUGCUACGCCUAUGAUGCCCUCGCUCUCGUUCCCUCGCCGGCCUGCUCCUCACCGAACGCCCUUCGCACCGCUGCCGUCGCUGCUGCUCCUCCUCACGCUUCGCCGCUGGCAUGGGAGACCAUCCACGCUGAUGACGGCAGCUGGCGGCUAGUGUGUGCCUGCCCAAACCAUGGCGCUGGCUGGUACCGCGUCCGCUCGGGCCACACCGACGACGUGGUGGUCUCGAUUGCUCCGCCCGCUCUGGCCCUGCUCUCGCUCGAUCCCGACGAGUCUGUCCCCGACGACGUACACCUCCACGCCUAUGCGCUCAUGGCCACAGGCUUGGUGGCCCGUGUCGAGCUUGUUUAUCGCAACACUCCGGUCGUCGUCUCGGUCCCACAUCUUGCGCCAGACGGCGCGCUCCGCGUCGUUCUCCACAAUGCAUCGACAUGGCGCAACCUGGCCAAUGCCGAGGCCGCCCUCCCCUACGCCCGCCUCUCCGCCAAGCUCGCCCUCGAGAUCCCGCUCUUUAAUCUCCCACUCCGCUCACAUGACUUUGUCGACUGGUGCCAUCGCCCGAAGAGGCCCGCUUGUCUCCCCUCACUUGCUCACCUCGCAGCCGCGGCCGCCGUGCCGAACCUGGCAAGCUUUCCCGACGCACAGCUCGCCGCGGCGCCUCUCGAGGUCCGCGCCGUUCUCCUUGAUCACGCCGUACAGUUUAUGGCCGAACUUGGAGCUGCCUUUGGCCCGCUUGUCCUCUCGCCGCGCGCACUCCUCGCCGUUCUGGUCAGCCUCGCGCCGCCGAACCAGUUCUCGCUCGCGUACUGGGCCUGGCUCCCCGCAGCCAUUCCUCGAGCGCAGAUCUUGCACACCUAUCUGUUUGACGUGCUCGGCAUUGGCAUGCCUAAUAGGCCAGCAUCGCUGAAAGUGCUCUCCCUGGCCGGCGGCGAGCCUGUUGUCCCGCGUGAUGACAGUGCCAUUGCCGCCGGCGACGCCGCCUGGGCCUAUCCGCUCGGCGAGUCAUCGGAGCUGGCCGACGUCAUGCCGUCAGGCGUCUCGCCGUUCAGCGGCGCCUCGUCGUGUGCGCUGAGCCUCGAUGACGUCGUUUCCCAGGCCAUGGCCGUCUCGGACCUUUGCUCGCCGCUGGCCACCCUUGGCCUUGUCUCACUCGACCUCUCGCACUGCACCGAUGUGAGCGGUGCGACGCUCGCGGCAGUCGUCGGCGAGGUGGUUUGCGGCGGUGUGCUCCGCAGCCUUGCCAUUGCCGGUUGCGUCCAUCUCUCGCUUGACGAGCUGGCGGCGCUCCUUGACGCUGCCAGCACGGCCGAGUUGACCAGCCUCGACGUGUCGGCCCUGUCGCCCGAGCUCCAAGCCACGGCCUGCACGACUGUUUGCCGCAGCAUGACCUCGCUGCAGCAACUGGCUCUCCGCGAGUACACUGCACUCCCGCCCGGCGCUGCAGCCGAUUUGGGGGCUGCCUUUGACACUGUCUCUGGCUUUGACCUCAACAUCAGCGGCUCGUCCAGCCUUAAUCUGCUUGAUCUCGGCUCGCCGGUGCCAUGGGGUGUAGUCCGCGCCAGUGGCACCGCCCCCAUAGACCUUGCCGACCUGCUCGACGUCUUGUCCGCCGCAACCGUCAUCUCCGUGAGUGUCUCCGGAUGUGCCCGCGCACUGAGCGCGCCACGGCCGGCUCCCCUCACCGACCUCGAUCUUUGCAGCUGCUACCAUGAGCUGAUGUCGGAGAUGGAAGGCGAGGUCAUGCUCGAUGCCCUGAUUCCGCUCCUCACUUCUUCUCUGCUCUCUCUCCACCUCCCGUCAUGGGCACCGGUCGACGAUGCGUUUCUGGCAGCCCUCAGCGAGUCUGCAACAUCACUGGCUGCUGGCGCUGCCGUCGCCGAGUGGAUGGACCGGGCCCACGCUCUAGCUUCGGUCUGUCUUCACGGGCUCAAGGGUGAUGACCAAGGCGGCGCGCUGGCCGAGGUUCUGGACGCAGUCCGCGGAUUCGACGCCGACCGUGCAAGCGUGGGGCGAGCGCUGGAGUCUGUUGUCCUCCGUGUCGGCUCGGCGGACGAUGUGGUUCUUCCGCCCGAUGCACUGGGCGGCACCGAGGUCGACGGCUUGGACGCGGUGCGGUGCGUGGUGAUCCGAGUGUGAGAGGAGAGCAGGUGUCUUUAGCUUUAGUUCGAGGGAUUUGUGGACGCGCCCGAGUCGCGGCGGAGCCUGUCCAUGGUGCUGGCUUCGCGACGGAGUCGGGCGAUGGAGUGCUCUGAGGCACCCGAGUCGCGGCGGCCACGGUCACUGGCGUCGUCUUCCAUGGCAGUGACCUGUUUGAGCUGGCGCUCAGAGAGGUCGUUGAGAGCGGCGACUGAGAUGUAGGUGUACGUUCCCCAUGCGUGCUUGGUGUUGAGCGAGUCAAGCUCCUUCUCGACAUCAUCGUCGCCGGUAAAGGUAAUGAGCGAG